AUGCAUACUAACCUAUUCCUCUCACUUUCUCUCUUUCUCUCUCUAACCCACGCCUUCGUCUACUACCCCAUCCCUACUACUACUACUACUACUACUACCCCAGAUGGUCUAACCCCCUACCCCUAUAACCUCUAUGACGACCCCCUUGCUUCGCAGUCCCUUCUAGCCCAAGUCUUAGAUGAAGCCAUCAAUAACCCAGACCCAACUGUCCUUAAUAAGUUAGCUGAUGAUAUAGCUAAUGAAGAGGACUACGAACGAAGACAAGCUAUGGUAGUUAAUGGUGGUACUGUUUUAGGCGGGUUUUCUCUUUCUUUUGAUGAAGGUCCUUGUAGUAAUACUAGGCAACUACUUUCUAUUCUAGCCCAGCAUAAAGUAACUUGUGCUUUUCAUAUUGAUCCUUUUAAAGUAACUAGUACUACUCUACCUUUAGUUAAGGAGAUGCUUAGACUAAACCAUGUAGUUGGUUUAGCCGUAGUUAGUACAGUUGAUUUAAAGAGUCUUUCUUUAGCUGAGUCUCAGCAACAUAUUCUAGCUGCUUUUAAUGCUUUUAAGAAGCGAUUAGGUUGGACACCUUUAAGUGUUCGUUUACCUAAGGAAGGUUAUUCAUCUGCUGAUGUAGAGUAUGCUUGUUCUUUAGGUCUAAUAGUUAGUGAGCCAAAUUAUGAUUUACAUGACUAUGAAGAUCCACAAUUUAUUAGUACUUUAUCUGAGUUAAUAUCUCAAUCUGAUCCCUUAUCUAAUUCCUUUGUUCUUGUUUUAAGAGAUAAGUAUAUUAAUUCUGUUAAUUCUGUAUCUGAUCUUAUCAGUUUAAUGACUAACCAUGGGUAUCAGUUACUUAACUAUCAGGAUAAUACAGGGAUUGAGACUUCAAGUGAGCCAAGUGCUAUUAUGUUAGGUGAUAUGGGUGGUGAUAUGCAUAAUAACGAUUGGGUUAGUAUGCUUAUCAAAAAUCAAAAGCAGAAUCAAAAUAAUGCUAAAUCUAAUCUCAAUAAUAAUCAAAAUGGGAAGGCAGCUGCUUUAAUUAUGGGUCCUGCUAAGAAAAUCAUUCCUAAGGUUGAAUCUCUAGCUACUAGUUCAGCUGCAGCUAUCAAGACUUUUACUAUUGGUGGUCUUAUCGUUAUAGUUGCCCUCUUUAUUUAA
This is a messenger RNA of Nematocida homosporus, 1140 nucleotides long. RefSeq lists its product as uncharacterized. Lineage: Eukaryota; Fungi; Microsporidia. The coding region runs from base 1 to 1140 and encodes 379 amino acids. Gene Ontology annotation, cellular component: membrane. The transcript has a single exon. The record is from RefSeq and is a predicted model, not a curated record. Gene Ontology annotation, molecular function: hydrolase activity, acting on carbon-nitrogen (but not peptide) bonds. Gene Ontology annotation, biological process: carbohydrate metabolic process.